Messenger RNA from Leishmania major strain Friedlin, 2367 nucleotides. RefSeq lists its product as hypothetical. The record is from RefSeq and is a predicted model, not a curated record. Bases 1 to 2367 code for a protein of 788 amino acids. NCBI's taxonomy places the organism in Eukaryota, Euglenozoa, Kinetoplastea, Trypanosomatida, Trypanosomatidae. The transcript has a single exon.
AUGAUGACGGCACUUCGGGCGAAGUACGCUCGCCACGGUGCGUCGACAGACUCAUCGUUCGCUGGCAGCUCCGCUGCGUCGUGGGCAGAGGUGCUGCCGCGGCAGACGGUUUCUCAAACGCUCGAAGCAGCAGCUGCUGCACCUGCGGCGGUGGACAAGACGGCUUCGUCUACACCCGCUCCUGCUCUUUCGCUGUUUCGAACUGCUGAUGCGCCAUGCGCGGAGAGCGCAUCCGGUGACGCGCCGCCUGCGGCGGCGUUUAGAGCUAUAAUCACUCCCUCAUGCACCGGCCGUCCUGUGACGGAGCACACCACUACGGCCACCGCCGCUGCCGCUGCUGCAGCGCGCCACCAGCGCCACCGCGAAAUGGUGCAGUUGAUUGAUCAGCUGCGCUCUGUCGACGUUGGACGGCUGGCCGAUCGCAUGGCGGUGCUGUCCGCGUCCGCGCCGUCACCGGCGUCGCGAACUCCGUGGCUACUGUGGCGUCAGGGGCGUGAGGCGUCGGCGCUCGAGGUGGACAACGACCGCAGUGAUGGCCGAUACAACGACAACAACAGGGAGCUGGCCGAGCUGCUGCGACACACUGCCGUCUUCUUGAACUUUUUCUCUCAGUGCGCCAGCCGAUUUCUGCUGCUUGCAGAGGAGGAGGAGCGUCUGGCGGACGCAGCGUUGACGACGCCCGAGGGCGCAUCGCCGUCACGGGCGCCUCCCCAGUUGCAGGAGCGCCAAGCUGCCGUCGAAAUGCCGCAGCGACCGCCGCACCACGGCGACCACACUACCUGCGGCAGGCAGGACAACGCCGAGCAGAUGCGGCGUGGCGCCGGCGGGCUUCCACACCGCAGCGGUAGCCACAGGCAUGAUCACUUGUGUGGUGGCAGCAGUCGUGGCGGCAACGCUGAGCGCGCGGCGCGCGGCACUGACACCAGCGCCUCCUCGUCGAAGACCCAUAUGGAGCACCCGGCCACGAUCGUGUCCACCCCGGUGCACUGUGCAGCGUCUUCCCCAACACCGUCUGCUGCUGCCGCCGCCCCUGUCCACAGUCGCGAGGUGGACCACGCCGAUGCAACGGUCUCCAGCCACCAUCGGCGCUCUUCAUGUGUGCGAGGCAUCCGCCAGCUUCCCUUGCCUUCCACCUUGCCCCCGCGAUCGUCGUCCGCCUCUCCUCCUCCGCGGGCGACGGGGCAGGACGAGGACCGCGUGACUAGCGUUGGUAAUCGCGGCGGCGGAAGCCGCUCUCCGACGUACCGCACGACGACCGUCUCACCACUGACGUCGCCAAAGGACAGGCGCAGCGGGCACUCGCCCCACACGCCGUCCCAGCCGCGCUACAGCAGAGGAGGGGCAGUGCCGCGUGCGUCAGCUGCGGCCACGACGGUGAGGGCGCCUGCUGGCCAACGCAGCUCUUCCUCACCUCUCGAAAGCUCGCCCGCUGCCACGCCACCGCGGCCCCCGACCUCUCCGCCCAUGCACGGCGGCGCACUGGUCGUGCGAUCGCCACCGUCGCCGCUCGCGCGCAGGCGAGUGCACACGUGGACGCCGUCCUCUCAGCUCAACCAUUACGCUGCAGCGUGCGCGGCUCUGCAAAGUGGUGACUGCGUCGUUCUGCAGCCUGGCGUGUACUAUGAGGAGCUGGUGCUGGACGACUGCGGACACGUGGAGCUGACGAGCGCGUACCCGGGUGCCGCGGUGGUGCUGCGGCCUUCCUCGGACUUGGCGCCGGCUCUCCGCAUCCGCGGCGCCUACAGCCGGGUGGAGCUGAAGGGCGUCGUGCUCGUACAGGGAGAAUGGGUGGAGGCGGAGGGCGCCGCAGCUUCCGUUGCCCCGCGCUCCUCGUUCUCCACCGCACCCCCGCUGCCGCUGCUCUCGGUGAGCGACGGUGCAGCACUGCAGGCGACGGCCUGCCACUUCUACGGUGGCGCUGGCGGCGGCGUCGUCAUUGCUGGACCGCACACGCACGCCACGCUGGAUCUGUGCCUCAUCUCGCUCUGCGGCUUCGCAGGCAUCUACGUGCACCAUGGCGCCAGCGUCGAGGUGCGGCAGUCCAAGGUGAAGAAGAGCGAGGCGGGACUGCGUGUGUUGCAGUCCUCCUUCUAUGUGCAUGAGUCGACGCUGGAGGAGAACAAGACGGACGGCAUCGUCGUCUACGAGGGUGGCGUGGGCGUUCUGGAGGGUUCGAGCGUCAUGAACAACGGCGGCAACGGGCUCUUCCUCGAGGGCGGUGCCGGGGAGGAGGUGCGGGUAAUUGCCUCGACGAUAGAGCUAAAUGCCCUCUACGGGGUACAUCGCUUCCGCGGGUCGACACUGCACAUCCGCUCCUCCUACAUCCGCGACAACGGUCUGUUGCCCAUCAGCGAGGACGGCGGCUGA